CCAAAAGCAAAUUAAUGAUUAGUCUUUUCUAAUAGAGAAUGGUUAUGCAAGGGAUAUCCCUAUAUAUUUUGCUCGGCCAUCUCUUCAUUGCUCAUCUUCCUGUCCAGUGUCUCGAAUGUGACACAGGAGAAGCUCUGGCAGAUUGUCUGCCCUGCAAAGACAAUGGUUGCGAUAUUCCUCCAAAAUGCAAAAAAGUGUCUGUCAUCGGCCCUGAAUCCAGCGUCGAUGAAGGUGAAACCGUCACUCUGAUAUGUUUCCAUAACUUUACCAAUGUGAAUCUGACAUUUGAGUGGCUAAAGGAUGGGAAGCUCAUGAAAGACCAAAAAGAAAGCAAUCUGACUCUAAAAGAAGUGCUCACAUCAGAUGAAGGCUGCUACAUCUGCAGAGUGAAUAGCUCUCAUGGUAGUUACGAGUCUCUGCCACACAGUGUCACUGUAAACAAUGGCAGUGUGGUGAUCCUGGUUGUCUGUGGUGUUUCAGCUUUGGUCCUGGUCCUGAUAAUGGGGAUGGCUAUGAAGCUGAAAAUGAAAAGAGACAACAUUAAGCACAAAGAGAGGAGGAAUCGGAGGGUGCAAGCUGGGCAGAGUGGUGGUCCAUCUCCAAUCACACCAAGAGAGUCCUAA
Messenger RNA from Thunnus maccoyii (southern bluefin tuna), 623 nucleotides. RefSeq lists its product as uncharacterized. The transcript has 7 exons. The coding region runs from base 39 to 623 and encodes 194 amino acids. NCBI's taxonomy places the organism in Eukaryota, Metazoa, Chordata, Actinopteri, Scombriformes, Scombridae. The record is from RefSeq and is a predicted model, not a curated record.